This is a messenger RNA of Purpureocillium takamizusanense, 1791 nucleotides long. It is a transcript of the gene PMI1, whose product is annotated as Mannose-6-phosphate isomerase. The record is from RefSeq and is a predicted model, not a curated record. Gene Ontology annotation, cellular component: cytosol. Gene Ontology annotation, molecular function: zinc ion binding; mannose-6-phosphate isomerase activity. Gene Ontology annotation, biological process: carbohydrate metabolic process; GDP-mannose biosynthetic process. Bases 199 to 1545 code for a protein of 448 amino acids. NCBI's taxonomy places the organism in Eukaryota, Fungi, Ascomycota, Sordariomycetes, Hypocreales, Ophiocordycipitaceae. The transcript has 2 exons.
GCCAAAUAGCGACCUCCCUCGCGCGGGGUUGUAUGAUGCCGUGCCAAGAACCCCUCGACCUCCACGACAUCUUCCACUCUCGCCUAGACUCCUUAUCACUUGCAUCCAACUGUGCCCAACCGCCUCGGGUGCUGCCCAUCGCCAGCCAUUCCCUCUGCCUUCCAUCACGCCCCUCCCCCCCGCCACGCCAUCGCCAACAUGCAGGUCCCCCUCCUCCGCCUCUCGUGCGGCGUCAACUCGUACGAAUGGGGCAAGAAGGGCACCGACUCGGCCGCCGCCCGCUUCGCCGCUGCCACGCCCUCAGAUACCCUGUCCAUCCAGGCCGACAAGCCCUACGCAGAGCUCUGGAUGGGCAGUCAUCCAUCCAACCCCUCCAAGGACGUCGUCACCGGCCGCUCCCUGCUCGACCUCUUCUCCGAAAACAAGGCCCUCCUGUCUGCGUCCGUCUCGGGCAAGUACGGCGACAAGCUGCCCUUCCUCUUCAAGGUCCUGUCCAUCAACAAGGCCCUGUCCAUCCAGGCCCACCCCAAUAAGAAGCUCGCCGAGCAGCUGCACGCCCGCGAUGCCAAGAACUACCCCGACGACAACCACAAGCCCGAGAUGGCCAUUGCCAUCACCCCCUUUGAGGGCCUCUGCGGCUUCCGGCCCUUGGCCGAGGUGGCGCACUUCCUGGCCACGGUGCCGUCUCUGCGGCGGCUGGUCGGCGAGGACAAUGCCAAGGCCUUCGAGGCGGCGGCCAAGGACGGAUGCGAGGGCGUGACCGACGACAAGAAGAAGGCGCUGAAGAAGGCGUUUGGCGGCCUCAUGUCCUCCUUCUCGAGCGACGUUGCCGCCGAGAUCCCCAAGCUGGUCGAGCAGGCCAAGUCGGAGGGCAGCGGCUUCGCCUCGGGCGGCGUCCCGUCUACGCGGGGCGAGGUCAUGGCCGAGCUGGUGACGCGGCUCCACGGCCAGUUUGGCGAGGACAUUGGCCUCUUCGUCCUCUUCUUCCUCAAUUUCGUCACGCUGCAGCCCGGCGAGGCGCUGUUCCUCGUCGCCGACGACAUCCACGCCUACGUCUCGGGCGACAUCAUCGAGUGCAUGGCGGCGUCGGACAACGUGGUGCGGGCGGGCCUGACGCCCAAGUUCAAGGACGUGUCGACGCUGGUGGACAUGCUGACGUACAACUACGCGCCCAUCGACGAGCAAAAGAUGGCGCCCACCGAGUACCCCUACGCCACGCUCAACCGCGCCGGCUACAGCUCCGGCUCGUCCGUGGCGCUCUACGACCCGCCCAUCGAGGAGUUCGCCGUAGUGCGCACCCUGCUGCGCGGCGACGGCGCCAAGGCCACGUUCGAGCCGCUCGACGGGCCCAGCAUCAUCAUCUGCACGAGCGGCAAGGGAAAGAUCUCGGUGGGGCCGACCAGCCACGAGAUGAAAGAGGGCUACGUCUUCUUCGUUGGCUCGACGGCCGAGCUGGUCCUCGAGUCGCAGGGUGGCGAGGACGACGAGUUUACCACGUUCAAGGCCUUUUGCGAGAUUGAAGGUUCGGAGAAGCAGCGACUGUAGACGACGUAUGGGGGAGGGGACGUGCCAAGGACAUGGCGAUGAUGAAUGGGUGCAGAAAAACAAAUGGGAGUUUAUUCACGGAACAUUACGAAGCAAAACACGGCGCAUUGAGGCCGCGACCAUGGCAAAAGGAAUUGGUGCAGACAGACAUGCUAGCGUCAAUGCGUGGCCUUUGUAACCGUACGUUAUGCCAUGGCAGCGUCUGACGUUGAGCUGCUUCAGUUCACACGCUGCCCCCGUUCCUCC